GAGAGAGCCCCGGCCGCUCGGCUUCCCCUCCCCUCCCCCUCCCCGGGGUCGCGCGGACACAGCCGAGAAGCCGGCCCGGGCCCCCAGAUGUGCAGCCCGCCCCCAGAUGUGGAGGAGGAACGCCCGCUCCUUCCCUGUCCCAGAUGUGGCCCUCGGCCCCGAUGCGCAAGACGCCCCCUGACCCCAGAUGUGCAAGAGGAGGUCCCCACUCCCCCCCGCUCCCGUCCUGCCUACCGGGAGGGAGAGGUCCCCCGGAGCCCGCCCGCGGGGAAUAUCGGCAGAUGGGAUGCGGCUGUGAAAGAGGCGCCGGCUGUCCAGAUGUGCACCCGCGCUCCCCAGCUGCAGAAAGCCGGAGCCUGGGAGGGGGAGGGAGACCCCCCGGUGCGCCCCAGACACCCCAGGCCCCGCCCAGAGGUGGCUCCAAAUGCAGAUGAGGAGCCGGCUCCCAGAGGAGGGCGCGGCCGCCUGCGACUCUUCCGAGCCCUUCCCUUCUUUCCCCUUCCAGAUCGGGGGAGGGGAAGGGGGAGGGGAGGAGGGAGCUCAGGCCCCCAAGCAUCCCCCUUUAACCUUGUCUCUUCCCUUGCUCUCCCCAGCCAUGUCCUACCCUGUGACCAGCCAGCCCCAAAGCCAGAGCACCUGCUACCAGACUCAGCAAAGUGACUGGCACACAGAACUCACUGACUGCUGCAAUGACAUGCCCGUGUGUCUGUGCGGCACCUUCGCCCCCCUGUGCCUGGCCUGCCGCAUCGCCGAUGACUUCGGAGAGUGCUGCUGUGCGCCCUACCUGCCCGGGGGGCUCCACUCCCUCCGUACCGGCAUGAGGGAGCGCUACCACAUUUUGGGCUCCGUUGGAAACGACUGGGCGUCGCUCACUUUCUGCCUGCCCUGCGCGCUCUGCCAGAUGGCCCGGGAGCUGAAGAUCAGACAGUGAGCGCCCGCCCCAACUUGGCCCACUCGGUCCUUCCGACCCCCCGCUCCCCCCCACCCCUCCCCCAAUAAAAUUGGAAAACCAAA
This is a messenger RNA of Antechinus flavipes (yellow-footed antechinus), 1014 nucleotides long. It is a transcript of the gene CNFN, whose product is annotated as cornifelin. The record is from RefSeq and is a predicted model, not a curated record. NCBI's taxonomy places the organism in Eukaryota, Metazoa, Chordata, Mammalia, Dasyuromorphia, Dasyuridae. Bases 425 to 931 code for a protein of 168 amino acids. Gene Ontology annotation, cellular component: cornified envelope. The transcript is spliced from 3 exons.